Pristis pectinata (smalltooth sawfish) is the source of this 3335-nucleotide messenger RNA. RefSeq names its product CLN8 transmembrane ER and ERGIC protein (gene cln8). The transcript is spliced from 4 exons. Gene Ontology annotation, cellular component: membrane; endoplasmic reticulum. NCBI's taxonomy places the organism in Eukaryota, Metazoa, Chordata, Chondrichthyes, Rhinopristiformes, Pristidae. Gene Ontology annotation, biological process: lipid homeostasis. The record is from RefSeq and is a predicted model, not a curated record. Bases 326 to 1204 code for a protein of 292 amino acids.
CCGGCGGCGGCGGCGGCGGCGAGCGGGGCUCCGGGUCCCGGAUCCCGGGGGGGCAGCCUGCCACACAGGACCUUGUCAACCUGUUGUGUGCAGUGUGACAGAAGAAAAUUACCCGUGUGUUUUCAUAACUACUACAAUGGGCCAGAAGAUGUAAGGGAGUGCCUACAGUUCCAUGCUGAACGAUUGACGUGUACCCCCUUGAGGUAGCUGGUAAUUGCUGGAGUGUCCCAACACUGCAAGGACUUUUUACAAGGCUCUCUGGAUGGUCCUGCCGUUUGCAUUUACUUGACCAGACGAGCAGAAGUUUACUUGGUCAUGACUGAACAUGACUGAUUCUGCUGACAAAAUGAAAUCUCUCCCCAGCGGUGAUUUUUCAGAAAGCCUUUUUGACAUGAACUAUUUUUCCUGGAAUGUCCGUUGCACUCUGAUAGCUACUGGUUUUCUGUUCUAUUUUAUGGUUUUUGUUUUAUCUCACAUGGUCUGCCGUUCACUGUCGCUGACUUACCGUUCUUUGGCAGCAAAGGAGAAAGUCUUCUGGAACCUCGCCAUCAGCCGUGGGUUUUUCGGGAUCCAGGGCACGGUUGCAGGACUUUGGGCUCUCCUGAAAGAUCCUGUCUUGCAGGCUGAUAAAAUGCUCGGUCAACAGAACUGGUGUUGGUUCAACAUCCUGACAGCGUUCGGCUUCUUCAUGUUCGAGAAUGCAGCUCUUCAUGGGUCCAACAUCAUGUUCAAAACCUUUGACAUGGCUUUAGCUCUGCAUCACUUCUUCGCCAUUUCUGGUUUUGGCAGCACUCUGAUCUGGGACAAUGUUGGCCACUACUUGCCAAUGCUGAUACUGCUGUUGGAGAUGAGCACCCCUUUCACUUGCAUUUCUUGGAUGCUGCUGAAGGCUGGUUUUUCACACAUUCGGCUUUGGAAACUGAACCAGUGGCUGAUGAUCCACAUGUUUCACUGCCGUAUGAUCCUUACCUACCACAUGUGGUGGGUGUGCUGGCAGGACCUGGACAAAAUAAAGCUCUACGUCCCAGUCCCGCAGGCAGUGUUGUUCUUUCCUGGACUCUUUCUCCUUACUUUCAUCAUCAAUCCAUACUGGACACACAAGAAGACGUUGCAGCUCUUUAAUCCGGUGGACUGGAACUUUGCAAAGGAAACAAAGAGAGUGGUGAAUGGUGAAACAAGCCCGGCUUUGAAGAAAACAACGUGAUUGGAACGUACAGCUGUAAUCUGGGGCAUAAUGAAAACCAGCUCCUGACACUUAAAUCAACUUGGUUCAUCAUUGUUCCCCAGAUUUGGAACUUGUUUAUGUGUUAACUGUCAUCACCAACAGAGGGUUCCCUACAGUCAACCUUAUGCAAUAAGUGUUAAACAAACCAAAUGCUGAUGGGUUUGGGAGGGGGGGGGGAGGGGGGUGGUGUUGUUGACAAGCCAAAAGAUUUUAGGUUUUUACUUAACCCUGCUGGUUUACACGUGUACAGUUGGAACACUCAUUUGACAAUUCAUUCUUAAAACUGUUUAGAUUUUUUUUGACAAUGAUUUUCCGAACUUUAUUUUUUUAAAGCAGUCAUCAGACAGUAAUAAAUCACGGUGAUUAAAUGAUUGCAUUAAUGUUUGUGGAUAAUAUCUUCCUUUGGUGUUGCAGGUUGUUUACUGCCUGCACAAAGUUUAAUGUGAUAACCAUUUGCAAGAAUCACUAACAUGCCUGCACUCCGUGGAUGUUGUAUCAGUAAUGUUUUGUGUAAUAGAUUCUUUGCCUUCAAGAUGUGGUAACUUUUUCAAUAUAAAUAUUUUUAUUUAUCUGUCUUGAUAUAGUUGUUAACUGUUGAACAGUAUAUUUUACAUUCUUAAUAUUGUAUUUCUGAAAAUCCAGGAUGUGCCCUGUAGUAAGUACUUGUAAAUAUGUUAAGUUUAAGAUUUCUGUAAGUUGCCGAUGAUGUAUUGAUCCUGAAGUUUGUUUCUGUGUGUUACUGCAGGGAAAGUCCUACAAGAACUGCCCAAGCCUUGGCAAUGGAAAUGCCAAUCAGUUUUCAUUAAACAGCUAUUGCUAUUACAGUUUACCAGUAUUUUAGGAAUGUUACCUGUGCAAUUUAUAGAAAUGGCUAGUUUCCAAAGAAGAUCUUGCUGUUGUUUUGCCACAUCACUGCUGGUAUGGAUUUAUAGUUUGCCUCAUAUCCAAAGCACUCAUUAAUUAAGGUCAGCAACGAGGCAAGUUCUUGUUUGAUUUGCAAGUUUUAUAGUUUCUCAUUGUGAUGAUGAUUCUUGUUACUUAAGGAAAAUCACAAUACUUCUACUUCAACAAUAUUCCCUAUGGGAACGUGGUGUGUGUGAGAGUGAGCAGUUAACUUGUCCUAUUUGAAGAGCACAGGAAGAGGGGAGCUGUAGUUUGACAAUUUUUAUCUCCAGGUCAGAAGAAUGACAACAUUUUUUUGAAGAUGUGAUUUUUGUACAUGAAACAAAUGUCAGGUGGUUUGUGACCUGGGUUAUGCCACCUGCUGUCUGACUGUACAUGAAACACUUCAGUCGGUUUGUUACCUGGGUUAUAUCACCUGCUGUCUGAUGGACUGUACACAUCACCUGUCUGACAGACACACACUUGUUCCCGAAGAUGUGGCACUGAGCACAGGAACAUGGGGUGAUUUUCACUACAGCUGUGGUUUUGGGAGGUUUUAACAACAAUUUGAAAUGAGUUAUAUUUAAGCUAUUUUUUAAGUUUGACCCAGGUUAACUUUUUAAUGGAUGAUCAGUAUCUGGGACUGGAGGCACUGUGGAGUAUGUGGCCAGCGUGUCCACACCAGCUUUCCCAUCGAUUCUUGGGUGGAUAAUAGUUUUGUCGGAGACCUGCAGUAGUCCUUUGCACCCAAGGGUGAAAUCUUGCAUCGGGCUAAUCUAGUUAAUUGUCUUUUGUUAAGACUGUAGUCACCAAAAAUAAACCUCUGGGUGAGAAAUGUUUAAGGACAACCUUGUCACAGUUUUUGAAGUGGGAGAAAGGUUUUUCCAAGUUAGUUAAUAGAACAUAGUACAUAGAAAAACUACAGCACAAUUCAGGCCCUUUGGCCCACAAAGCUGUGCCAAACAUGUCCUACUAGGCUUACCCAUAGCUCUCUACUCAGCUAGAAAAAGAAAAAGAUAGACAGUUAAGAGCAGGACUGAAGAAAUCUGCCCAGGCUUUGAAAUUCAGUUCUAUUCCAGGAAAAUAGUCCAAAAAUGUUUUUCCUUUUGUUUACUUUGUGCAAAGUACUGUUAUCGUCUUGAGGAGUGACUGAACUUGUCUCACAAGGAGAAUGGUGAAAGCAGCUGCUGUGUAUGAUCACUUAUUUAAAUAAACUAGCUUAACCAUU